Molecule: messenger RNA, 537 nt
Organism: Eimeria necatrix
Lineage: Eukaryota; Apicomplexa; Conoidasida; Eucoccidiorida; Eimeriidae
Exons: 2
Coding region: 1-537 (178 amino acids)
Source: RefSeq, a predicted model, not a curated record
AUGGAGGACGCCGUUGUAGCGCUGCAGGAACAGCAGAAGGCGCUACAAGAACAGCAGCAAGCGCUGCUGCUGCUUGCCAAGGAAACGGCUAAGCAGCGGGAGGAAACAGAACACCGCACACAAACGAUUUCAGCCCGGCAAGAGUUGACAGAAACUGCCUUAGCCCUUGAAGAGAAGCGGCGGGCAAUGCGGCACUGCUAUGAAGAAAUGGAAACGCAGCGGUUGGCUAUGGAGGGACGUGCUGCAGCAGCAGCAGCAGACGCCCAGUCAGCAGCAGCUGCUGCUGCUGAAGCACGCACCUUGAAGCAAGAAGGCAUCAAGGCCAAAGAAGCACUUCAUCAACUUCAUCGCCAUGCAAAAGAUGUACAUUGGGAAAGCCAUUGCUGCUCAAUCAUCAUGAAGUUGCAAUUUAAACUGCAAAUUAAGCACUAUGGGGUGUUGCCGGUGGCGGUAAUGGUGGCAACGAUUUUGUUGCCAGGGACUUUGCUUUUAGCAGACGUUGUCAUAGUCUUGAUUGGUAUAUACCACUUCAAAUAA